Messenger RNA from Prunus mume (Japanese apricot), 1803 nucleotides. The record is from RefSeq and is a predicted model, not a curated record. Lineage: Eukaryota; Viridiplantae; Streptophyta; Magnoliopsida; Rosales; Rosaceae.
UAUGAGCAUAGAUAUCACGCCUAUAUAAUAUGCGCGACGGGCUUUCAUUCUCUUAGCUUUCUAAGUUUCCAAUUACCAAUUAGUUUUCAAUGGAUUAUUCUCUCCCUUAUGUAAACUCUAUCACUGCUUUUUUAUUUACAAUCAUCAUCGUUUCCUAUUACUUCUCACGCAGAUGGAGACCUGCCAAAUUAGCCCCAACCGAAGCCAAGGGUGCAUGGCCGAUAUUUGGCCACCUUCCCUUGCUAGGAGGAUCCACACCUCCUCACAUCAAAUUGGCAGCCAUGGCUGACAAGUACGGGCCUCUCUUCACCAUCCGCCUCGGCGUCUAUCCAUCUCUGGUGAUAAGCAGCAGUGAGAUCGCAAAAGAAUGCUUCACAACCAAUGAUUUGGCCUCAAGCUCGCGUCCAAAGCUCGUGGUUGUGGAACACGUUGGCUAUAACCACGCCAUGUUUGGGUUUGCACCCUCCGGACCCUUCUGGCGAGAGAUGCGCAAGAUUACCACCUUGAAGCUGCUCUCGAACCGAAGGCUUGAGCUGCUCAGACACAUUCGAGUCUCUGAAGUGACAACUUUCUUGCAAGAAUUGUACAAAACUUGGAGCACCGCGGAGAAGAGGGAGAGCAAUAAUAGAGACGGGGUUUUGGUGGAGUUGAAGCAGUGGUUUGGGGACAUGACCUUGAACGUGAUUCUUAGAAUGGUGGCCGGAAAGCGUUAUUCGGUUGCGGCCGAUGAGGAUGAGAAGACAGAAGCACGUAGGGUUCAGAGUGCAUUGAAGUUGUUUUUUUAUUAUGUGGGGCUGUUUGUGUUGGGUGAUGCGGUGCCUUAUCUUCGGUGGUUGGACUUGGGUGGGCAUGAGAAGGCGAUGAAGAAGAUUGCCAAAGAACUGGACGCCAUCGUUGGAGGGUGGGUUGAAGAGCACAAGAGAAGGAGGGCAAGAGGUGAUGCUAAAGGGGAACCAGACUUCAUAGACGCCAUGCUUUCUGUGCUUGAUGGUGCAGACCUAGGCGGUUUUGAUGCUGACACAGUCAACAAAGCCACAAGCUUGAAUAUGAUUGCAGGAGCUAGCGAUACGACCAUGGUCACAUUAACAUGGGCAAUAUCACUAUUAUUGAACAACCCUCACAUGCUUAAAAGAGCUCAAACCGAACUGGACACUGAAAUAGGCAGACAAAGAGUUGUGAGUGAGUCAGAUAUAAGCAAGCUGGUCUACAUCCAAGCCAUAGUGAAAGAGACGCUGCGUUUGUACCCUGCAGCACCAUUAUCUGGACCACGAGAGUUCACCAAGGACUGCACCAUAGGCGGCUACCAUGUCUCAAAGGGCACCCGGUUGAUCACGAACCUUUGGAAGAUCCAAACCGACCCGAGAAUAUGGCCCGAUCCAUUGGAAUUCAAGCCGGAGAGGUUUCUGACCACCCAGAAGGAUGUUGAUGUUAAGGGAUUGCACUUUGAGUUAAUUCCGUUUGGAAGUGGGAGAAGAGCAUGCCCUGGCUUGGCAUUUGCCCUUCAAAUGGUGCAAUUUACUUUGGCUAGUUUUGUGCAUGCGUUUGAAAUCUCCAACCCCUUGAGUGCACCGAUUGAUAUGACUGAGAGCUUUGGACUGACAAACGUCAAGGCGACCCCUCUUCAGGUUCUCAUCAAACCUCGUUUGCCCUCUCAACUUUAUGGAUAAAAUGAUAAAACAAGGAUUUUUAUUUAAUUAAUGUAUGUAUUUACUCUCAACGUUGCUAUCCUAAAUUAUAGUUCGUAGUUAUAUAUAUAUAUAUAUAUAUAUUUUCUUCUUCAAUAUAAUGUUGUUUGUCCCUGUA